UUUUUUUUUUUUGGUCUUCUUCUUUGAGCAAUGGCGCUUGGAAACGCUUUGUUUUCCUGUGACAAAGGGCGUUUUCGCAGCAGGUCAGUUUUGUGUUUUCUGAUGCUUCUCUGGAUCAUCGUCGUUUCAGGCCAGAUCAGGUAUUCAAUUCCAGAGGAGAUGAAACAAGGGUCCCUUAUCGGAAACGUAGCUCACGAUCUUGGUUUAGAUGCGCAAAGACUUCGCUCUGGUCGAGCCCGCAUCGUGACCAGACAAAGCGCCCGGUACACCGAGCUGAAAACAGACAAAGGCAUUUUAGUGGUGAACGAGAGAAUAGACAGAGAGAAGCUUUGCGGCGAUGUGACUCCGUGCAGCUUCAGCUUUGAGGUCAUUUUAGAAAACCCCAUGGAGCUGCAUCGUAUAACCGUCGAAAUAACAGAUAUUAAUGACAACUCCCCGACUUUUAGGAAUGCUGACAUCAAAUUUGAAAUAAGCGAAUCUGUUGCUGUGGGAUCGAGGUUUUUGCUGGACACUGCGGAAGACGCAGAUGUCGGCGAAAACGGGCUGCAAAAAUACACACUUAGCCCAAAUGAAAUGUUUGAUUUAAAGCAACACUCAAGUCCGGAUGGUCGUAAAUAUGCGGAAAUGAUUCUAUUAAAGCCGCUAGACAGAGAAACGGAGCCCCGACUCAGUCUGAAACUCAGCGCUGUAGAUGGUGGAAAUCCACUUCGAUCUGGCACAGUCAAUGUGCACGUUACAGUGCUUGACGCAAAUGAUAACCCUCCAAUUUUUAAUCAGCCUUUUUAUAGAGCUGCAGUAUCAGAAAGCGCUGUAAAAGGCACAUUAAUAAUAACAGUUAAUGCAAGUGACGCAGAUGAUGGAUCAAACGGCCUCGUAACGUAUCGUUUUGCAAAAAUGACUCCAGAGAUUGCUGAUAUAUUUAAAUUAGAUGAAGUUACAGGAUCCAUAACUCUGAAAGGAGACGUUGAUUACGAGAAAGAAAAAAAGUACGAAUUGACAAUCGAGGCUGUGGAUCAAGGAGGUCUAACAGAUUCAAAUAAAGUAUUGAUUGAGGUGACGGAUAUGAAUGACAAUGCACCUGUCAUAAACGUAAUGUCGUUCUCCAGCCCGGUGCCUGAAGACUCUCCUCCCGGUACCACUGUGGCUAUUAUUAACGUGAAUGACGCGGAUUCUGAUAAAAAUGGACACAUUACAUGCACAAUAGAUCGCAUGCUCCCAUUUAAGAUCAAAUCAACCAUAACUAAUUACUAUGCUCUUAUCACAGACUCAUAUUUAGACAGAGAGGUGAUACCGGAGUAUAACAUCACAGUGCGCGCCACGGAUUCUGGAUUUCCCUCUCUGUCAAACACGACUAUAUUAAGAUUGAAAAUCUCUGACGUAAACGACAAUACUCCGUUAUUUGAAGAAAACAUCUAUGUAGCCCAGAUUGUAGAAAACAAUUCACCUGGGACAUCUAUUUUUUCUGUCACGGCGCAUGACAGAGAUUGGAAUCAAAAUGCACGAGUGUCGUAUUUUUUAGAAGAAACGCAGAUUAAUGGCAAUCCCACUUCUACUUUUGUCUCGAUCAAUAGUGAGACAGGUGUAAUUUAUGCAGUACGCUCUUUUGACUAUGAACAAAUGAAACAGCUGGAGUUUACCGUGAAGGCACAGGAUGGAGGUUCUCCUCCACUCAGCAGUAACGUGAGCGUGAACAUCCAGAUCCAGGACCAGAACGAUAACCCGCCUCAGGUUCUGUACCCGGUCCAGACUGCUGGCUCUGUGGUGGCUGAAAUGGUGCCUCGUUCAGCUGAUGUGGGCUACCUGGUGACUAAAGUGGUGGCUGUUGAUGUGGACUCUGGACAGAAUGCCUGGCUCUCCUAUAAACUGCAGAAAGCCACAGACAGGGCGCUGUUUGAAGUGGGCUCCCAGAAUGGAGAGAUCCGAACUGUCCGCCAAGUGACGGAGAAAGAUUUGCUCAAACAAAGACUGACUGUGAUCGUGGAGGACAACGGGCAGCCCUCUCGUUCAGCUACAGUCAUUGUUAACGUGGCGGUGGCGGACAGCUUCCCUGAAGUGCUGUCGGAGUUCAGCGACUUUCCACACGACAAGGACUACAAUGACAACCUGACUUUUUACUUAGUGCUGGCUCUGGCUGUGGUUUCUUUCCUCUUCAUCACGUGUUUAGUGGUCAUCAUCUCCGUCAAGAUCUACCGAUGGAGACAGUCUCGCAUCCUGUAUCACUCCAGCCUCCCUGUCAUUCCAUAUUAUCCUCCACGGUACUCAGACACUUUGGGCACAGGGACUCUGCCACACACGUACAAUUACGAGGUGUGCAGGACCACUGACUCCAGAAAGAGUGACUGUAAGUUCGGCCGAGCUGGGAGUCAGAACGUGCUGAUAAUGGACCCCAGUUCUACAGGAACCAUGCAGCGGAUGCAGAGUGAGAAGAGCAUCCUUGAUGAACCAGACUCUCCUCUAGAGGUUAGUUUUUUUUUUUUUUUUUUCUUUCUUCUUAAAGGUCUUCUUGCAUCGCUGCUUGGUUAAUAUUUAGUUUUAUUU
Molecule: messenger RNA, 2538 nt
Organism: Oryzias melastigma (Indian medaka)
Lineage: Eukaryota; Metazoa; Chordata; Actinopteri; Beloniformes; Adrianichthyidae
Product: protocadherin gamma-A1-like
Exons: 1
Coding region: 31-2523 (830 amino acids)
Biological process (GO): homophilic cell-cell adhesion
Cellular component (GO): plasma membrane
Molecular function (GO): calcium ion binding
Source: RefSeq, a predicted model, not a curated record